AAAUUGAAAUGGGCCAUGCUAUCCGUUUGCUUUUCCUAUAUUCUGUUGCUCAUUAUUGCUUUCGCUUCAACCUUAAAUUCAUUUCUCCCACAAAUGAUUUGGGAGAAAAAUCGCGUAUCAUUUUUUGGCGCUAUUAUCUAUAAGCUUUUGAAUUCUUCAUUCGUUUCAACUCUUACUUCUCGUCGAGAGAAAAAACACUACACUAAUCAUAAGAAGAAAUUUUCUCUUAUUCAUUUGAAUCAAUCAAUAGAGAAGAUGGAUAUGCAGUCGAUUCCAACGAAGAUUCGACUUCGGUCUAUAUAA
Messenger RNA from Loa loa (African eye worm), 303 nucleotides. RefSeq lists its product as hypothetical. The annotation marks the transcript as partial. The record is from RefSeq and is a predicted model, not a curated record. NCBI's taxonomy places the organism in Eukaryota, Metazoa, Nematoda, Chromadorea, Rhabditida, Onchocercidae. The transcript is spliced from 4 exons.